Molecule: messenger RNA, 2685 nt
Organism: Saccharomyces paradoxus
Lineage: Eukaryota; Fungi; Ascomycota; Saccharomycetes; Saccharomycetales; Saccharomycetaceae
Gene: NAM2
Product: leucine--tRNA ligase NAM2
Exons: 1
Coding region: 1-2685 (894 amino acids)
Biological process (GO): mitochondrial translation; leucyl-tRNA aminoacylation
Cellular component (GO): mitochondrion
Molecular function (GO): ATP binding; leucine-tRNA ligase activity; aminoacyl-tRNA deacylase activity
Source: RefSeq, a predicted model, not a curated record
AUGUUGCCUCGACCUUCAAGCCGAUUCCUAUCCACUCAAAGGGGCCCAGGACGUGCAGUGAAAAAAUUAAUUGCAAUUGGGGAGAAAUGGAAACAGAAGACCACCCGUGGCCCGCCUAAGCAAGGUACUCUGAAUAACAGGUCGAAAUAUAUUCUGUGCCAGUUUCCGUAUCCUUCCGGAGUGCUGCACAUAGGACAUCUUCGGGUUUAUGUCAUUAGCGACUCUUUGAAUAGAUUCUACAAACAAAGAGGGUACAACGUGAUACAUCCGAUGGGGUGGGAUGCUUUUGGAUUACCUGCCGAGAACGCUGCUAUAGAAAGGGGUAUCAACCCGGCCAUAUGGACUAGGGACAAUAUUGCAAAAAUGAAACAACAAAUGGAAAGUAUGCUGGCCAAUUUUGAUUGGGACAGAGAGGUAACUACAUGUGAUCCCGAAUACUAUAAAUUUACCCAAUGGAUUUUCUUGAAACUUUUUGAAAAUGGCUUAGCUUAUCGUAAGGAAGCAGAAAUUAAUUGGGAUCCCGUUGAUAAGACGGUAUUGGCGAACGAACAAGUAGAUGCUCAGGGCCGAUCUUGGAGAUCAGGGGCUAUCGUAGAAAAAAAGCAGUUAAAACAGUGGUUUUUGGGAAUAACGAAAUUUGCUCCUAAAUUGAGAAAGCACUUGAAUCAACUGAAAGACUGGCCUUCCAAUGUGAAACAAAUGCAAAAAAAUUGGAUAGGUGAAUCAAUAGGUGCAGAAUUGGUAUUCAAAGUUGCAGAUUCCAAAUUUGAAAACUUGAUUGUCUUCACAACAAGACCAGAAACUCUAUUUGCAGUACAGUAUGUGGCCCUUGCAUUAGACCAUCCAAUCGUACAAAAAUACAGCGAAGUAAUUCCGGAUUUAAAAGAGUUCCUACAGAAAAGUGACCAGCUACCAAGCGAUACUAAAGAAGGCUUUCGUUUACCUGACAUAAAGGCUGUGAACCCCUUGACCAAAGAGGAACUCCCCAUCUUUGCAGCCCCAUAUGUGAUUAGCAGCUAUGGCACCGCACCUAGUGCAGUAAUGGGUUGUCCAGGCCACGAUAGCCGAGAUUUUGAGUUUUGGCAGCAAAACUGUCCAGGUGAACAUAUCAAGACGUGUAUAGCACCUUUCUUUGACGAUGCUUCCAAAACAUCGGAAAAGGAAAGGCAAAAAAUAAUUGACACUGUACCGUUCACAUCUGCUGACGGGAUCUUAACUAAAGAAAGUGGAGAAUACUCAGGAGUUUUUACUGCAGUGGCAAGAAAGUCGAUAAUGGGAAAAUUACAUAGCAAAGGAUUGUCUAAGAAUAUCAUUAGAUACAGGAUUAGAGAUUGGCUAAUAAGUAGACAAAGAUACUGGGGUACUCCAAUACCCAUCAUUCAUUGCGACAAUUGUGGACCGGUCCCUGUUCCAGAAAGUGAUCUACCCGUCAAACUGCCAGAACUUAAAGGGUUGGAUACAAAGGGGAACCCGCUGUCCACAAUCGACGAAUUUGUAAAUGUUGCUUGCCCUUCAUGCGGGAGCCCCGCCAAAAGAGAAACUGACACCAUGGAUACUUUUAUCGAUAGUUCUUGGUAUUAUUUCAGAUUUUUGGAUCCGAAGAAUACUUCAAAACCGUUUGAUCGUGAAAUUGCAAGUGAACAUAUGCCAGUUGAUAUUUAUAUCGGUGGAGUAGAACAUGCUAUCUUACAUCUACUAUACUCAAGGUUUAUUGCUAAAUUUCUCGGAUCUAUCAAUGCAUGGGACGACCCUACUGGCAUCUUCGAACCAUUCAGAAAACUGGUCACGCAAGGAAUGGUUCAAGGGAAAACCUAUGUUGACCCCGAUUCUGGUAAAUUCUUGACACCCGAUGAAUUAACUUUUGUAAAGGACCCCUCAGAUGGCAACACAACGAUUAUCAAAUCAAAUGGCAAAAUACCAAUGGUUUCUUAUGAAAAAAUGUCAAAAUCUAAACACAAUGGUGCAGACCCAAACGAAUGUAUUUUGAGACAUGGAGCUGAUGCUACAAGGGCCCAUAUCCUUUUCCAAAGUCCAAUCGCAGAUGCUCUGAACUGGGAUGAAUCCAAGAUUGUUGGUAUUGAGCGUUGGUUGCAAAAGGUUCUUUGUUUGACCAAGAAUAUUCUUGGCCUCGAGAAGAAUUUGGCAAUAAGCAAGGACUACAAGACACCGACCGAUUUGAAUGAUGCAGAAGUAAAAUUCCACAACGAUUUCCAACGCUUCUUGAAAUCAAUUACAGAGUCAUUUGAGGUUCAUCUCUCGUUGAAUACUGUAAUAUCUGAUUAUAUGAAACUAACCAAUCUUUUAGAGAGUGCGUUGAAAAAAAGUGAGGUAAGGAAGGAAAUGAUGGUGCAGAAUUUACAAAAGUUGGUAACUAUUAUAUAUCCCGCUGUUCCAUCAAUUUCAGAAGAAGCCGCAGAGUUGAUCAGCUCCCAAAUGGAAUGGAAUCAAUAUCGCUGGCCAGAAGUUGAGCGCACCACUGAGUCCAAAUUCAAGAAAUUUCAAAUUGUGGUAAAUGGCAGAGUCAAAUUCAUGUACACAGCCGACAAAGAUUUUUUAAAAUCAGGUAGGGAUGCCGUUAUUGAAACUUUACUGAAGCUGCCGGAAGGAAGAAUGUAUCUGAUGAAUAAAAAAAUUAAAAAAUUUGUCAUGAAAUACAAUGUGAUCAGUUUCUUAUUCCACAAAUAA